Dentiscutata erythropus is the source of this 672-nucleotide messenger RNA. Lineage: Eukaryota; Fungi; Glomeromycota; Glomeromycetes; Diversisporales; Gigasporaceae. The record is from the annotation of a GenBank genome assembly.
UUCCCGUUUUUCCUAUCCGCCUUAAAUACAUCACGGGCUCAGUCUACGUAGCAAAUGUGACUAUACAUACGACUGGUGAAGUAUUGCUGAAGAACUUCCAAAACUGUGUCGGGCAGUAUGGUUACUCAUCUUGUAAACUUUCGUACCAUGACAAGAACAUACAGCUUACCGAUACGAUUGAAAGGUUAGGAAUCAAGGAAGGCGAUUUAGUCGAGGCAAUAGAUAGUGAAUGUGAAAAUUCAAUAGAACAUUCUAAAUUAGAGUUUUCAUUUACACCGACUAAUGCAAGAAGUUCGAUGUUAAUCUACUUGAAAACAUCUACUGAAAAAAUGGAACUGAAUGUGUAUUGGAGUGACACCAUCUUUCAAAUUAAAAACAUGAUCCAGGAUUUAAAGGGCAUUGCCACUAAUAAACAAUCCAUUAUAUUUAAUGCCGAUGAAUUAGAUGACUUUUAUACCCUAUCAUAUUACAACAUCCAAAAAGAGUCCACAUUACUUCUAGAAUCUAAAGAAAUAACUAUCUACGUGAAAAUAGAAACUGGAGAAAUAAUAGAACUUGAUUUAACGACAGAUAACACUAUCGAAGAUGUUAAAUUAAUGAUCCAGAAUAAAAAAAAUCUUCUUCCUAUCCAACAGCGUAUUGGUUUUUCUGGUAAUGAACCAAAUGAUUAUA